Anas platyrhynchos (mallard) is the source of this 3703-nucleotide messenger RNA. RefSeq names its product E3 ubiquitin-protein ligase TRIM7. The record is from RefSeq and is a predicted model, not a curated record. Lineage: Eukaryota; Metazoa; Chordata; Aves; Anseriformes; Anatidae. Gene Ontology annotation, molecular function: protein binding; zinc ion binding.
AGAGCUGGGGAGGAGGAGGAGGAGGAGGGAAGAAGAGCGGUGGGUGCCCAGGAUAGCUGCAAAUGGGGGAGGGGAAGGAAUGGGCUUGGGCUGGUUUCCUCCAUCGCAGUGGCCAGCAGUGGUCCCACGCUGCCUCCCGCUGUGCCCCUGGGUGCUGGGACCCCUUGGGCUCCCUGCUAAGACCCUCCUGAUGCAAAAGGCUGGGAGAUUUGGGAGGACACCCCUUUCCUACACCUCUGCUGCGAGGAGAGAGGCCAUGGCGGCGAUGUUCCUGCCCGGCAAUCUCCAGGACGAAGCCACUUGCUCGUCUGCCUGGAGUUCUUCAAAGACCCCGUGUCCAUCGAGUGCGGGCACAACUUCUGCCGGGCGUGCAUCAUCAAGAGCUGGAAGGACUUGGAGAUGGACUUCCCCUGCCCGCAGUGCCGGGAGGUUUUCCAGCAGAAGAGCUUCAGGCCCAACCGGCAGCUGGCGAACAUGGCCGAGAUCAUCAGCCAGUUCGCCCUCCGGGGGGCCAAGGGGGCCGAGGAGGAUGGGCUGUGCGCGAAGCACAGGGAAGCCUUGAAGCUCUACUGCAAGGACGACCGCAGGACCAUCUGCGUGGUGUGCGACCGGUCCCGGGAGCACCGGCCUCACGCCGUGGUGCCCGUCGACGAGGCGUCCGAGGAGUACAAGGAGAAAAUCCAGGGCCGCUUGGAUUUCCUGAAAAAGGAGAGGCAAGAGCUGCUGGAAUUUAAAGUGAACGAUGAUAAGAAAACCCAGGAGCUUUUGAAAACAAUAGAGAAUGAGCGGCAGAAGCUGCUGGUGGAGUUCGAGGGGCUACGGCAGUUCCUGCACGACCAGGAGCACAUCCUCCUGGGGCAGCUGGAGAAGAUGGAGAAGAGCAUCGCCAAGAGGCAGAACGAGAACAUCUCCGACCUCUCCAAGGAGAUCACGCUCCUCAACAAGCUCAUCACGGAGCUGGAGGAGAAAAUCCAACAGCCCAUGCUUGAGUUCCUCAAGGAUGUAAUGAGCAUCAUAAGCAGAAGUGACGAUGUGAAGAGCCACAAGCCUGUACCCGUGUGCACGGAUAUGAAAAUGCACGUCUGCAAUUUCUCUCUCAAGACCGUCGUCCUUGAGAAAGUCGUAAAGAAAUUCAAAGAAAACCUGCGGGAUGAACUGGGAAGAGGUGAAAAAGAGGACCUGACCCUGGACCCCGAAUCGGCGAACCACCUCCUCAUCCUCUCCGCGGACCUCAAGAGCGUGAGGAUGGGCUGUAGGAAGCAGGAGCUGCCCGACAACCCCAAGAGAUUCGACACGAACUCGCGGGUCCUGGCCAGCACGGGCUUCAAGUCGGGAAGACAUUACUGGGAGGUGGAGGUGGGGGCCUCGGACGGUUGGGCCUUCGGGGUGGCCAGGGAGUCCGUCAGGAGGAAAGGGCUGACGCAGUUUUCCCCCGAAGAAGGGAUCUGGGCGGUGCAGCAAAAUGGGGGCCGCUACUGGGCGGUCACCUCGCCCCAACGCACGCCGCUGUGCCUCAACCAGAAACUCAACAAGGUCAGGGUGUACCUGGAUUACGAAGGGGAAGAAGUGUCCUUCUACAACGCCGACAACAUGCAGCACAUCUUCACCUUCAACGUCGCCUUCCAGGAGAAGGUGUUCCCCCUCUUUUCGGUUUGUUCCACGGUUACGUACAUCAAACUGUGCCCUUGAGGCUCAGGGCCUCUAUCCAUGGUCAAGGCCUGGUCGGCCGCGAUGAGCUCAAGGGACUCUCAAAACAACCACGCAGCCUGGGUCCUCACUAUUUGGGGUCUUCAAAUCAGCUUAAAACAGAGAAUAGAUAUUAAAAACUAAAGCUAUUAUAAUCAGCAGCCCCCAGAAGUUUGCAGCCACCGUCUUAAACCUAUCCUUGAAGCAACCCAACUCCUCAGAGAGAAGGAAACCACCGGUAGCUGGAUUGGGGCUCAAAGUUUGAUAACAAAUGGGCAUUUUUAUUUUCUUGUGUGGGUCUAAGGAUUACUAAGACCCACCCAAGACCAGGGUGGGGAGGUUGUGGAGCAGAACUCGCCUUUGAAAGCAUCGUUUCCUCAAAAAUGAAAUGUUCAGUGGGUAAAGAUGCCAUGGAAAAGGUGUAGAGAGUGGACAGGACACUUUGGACUUCCAUCCAAAACUAGAAAAUGGAACACUGCUUUCUUUUUGAUCAAGUAACAUCAGCUAGAAAGCUCAGCUGGGGGGUUUGCCUCUUUCCCUCUUUCUGGGAAGAAAGGCCCCACAGUAAAGGGCAGGUUACUUAUUUUAGGUUCUCCUUCUAAAAUUUGGUAUAAUGCACUCCAAAGCCUGUUUUGUGCUGUCCCAAUGGUGGUCUCAUCCAUCCUGGGUGAUCUGAACCAUGUGGCCACCAAGAUCUGACCUCUCCUGGAUGGAUACCAUGGCCUUUGGGUUGUUCUUUCCAUCAGCUUGGGUUUGUGCUCUCUGCUUUGUUUCUCUGACCGUAGCCCUUCUGGGCAGGUAGUGCUGCUAUUUUGAAAAAAAGGCCAAAAAAAAAAAAAUAAAAUAAAAUAAAAAGGGCUUUUCUUGUGGAAAAAAAAAAAAAAAAAAAAAGUUAACAUUGCUCAGGUGUGUUUGACCUGCAAGACCUGUAUUUCUGAAUUGUGGUGCUCCUGUGUAGCUGCUCCAGAGCUCCCCUCCCUGCCAGAAAAUGCCAUUUGCAAAAUAACGUGGUAAGGUUACUUUGCUCGUAGCGAUGUGGUGCUGGAUCUCCUUUAUUUCCUCAGUCUCUGUUUACAUCUCAGCAAAAUCACCCAUUUACCUUCACUUUGUUUUUCAUGGAAAUCUUCACUCUUUGCCAAGACAGAGCAGAAAUUGAGUGAAUCCACGAGAAAACAUCUCUGUGUUAUUUCCUCAGUGGAGAGGUGCUUUGGUGCCUUCUUUUUUUAUUUUUAUUUUUUUUCCUUUUUUUUUUUUUUUUUUUUUUUUUUUUCUUUUUUUCUUUUUUCUUUUUUUUCUUUUUUUUCCUUUUUUUUCCUUUUUUUUCUUUUUUUUUUUUUUUUUUUUUUUUUUUUUUUUUCCCCAGGUAUACAGGAUUAUCUUCCCAAUGCAUCAUUAGAAGCUUUCUCUGUGCACAGCUGAGCCCUCAGCUCUAUCCCAGGUAAUGGAAAUGUGACCAGUGACUACUGGAGAUGAAGCACAAUCCAUUUCCAAUGAGGUUCAUUAAUGCUGGUUAAUUUAAGAUGCCUUUCCAUUAGUCAUAAAAAGAGCUGAGGGUGACCAGCCAAGGUGUGACCAUCUCAUUUUUUUGGCUGGUGAGUUUUUUUUUCCUAUCCUGAGGGUCUUUUAUUUUUUUAUUAUUUAUUUUUUUUAACGAGUUUGGCUUUAAAUCCACAUUAGUUAAAACUGCAGCAGCUUUUAUGAAGGCCAAGCCUUGAAUAGGUGAGCAAAAUGCCUGGAUUUUCUAAGCUUUGUCCAUUGCUGAAACAAUGCAGCUGUAGAAGCUGUAAAAAUAACAGUAAAAGAGCAAUCCCUGGAAUAAAAAAAGGUAGUAGCAGCAGACGUGGGAUUUGUUUUAUUGCAACUCGGUGUUUGUCCUAUCUGUACAUGAGAAGUGCUGCUUUUCCCUCAAAAUGUGCAAAAUCCCGUGGGAAGCAAAAACGUUGCAUAAAUGGAUUUGAAAGCUUCCAAGCUGUUCCUAGGCUGUGUGCUACAAAUAAAAUGUGAAGGUGCUACCCGA